Lizanozyma spartinae is the source of this 810-nucleotide messenger RNA. It is a transcript of the gene DPP3, whose product is annotated as bifunctional diacylglycerol diphosphate phosphatase/phosphatidate phosphatase. The record is from RefSeq and is a predicted model, not a curated record. The coding region runs from base 1 to 810 and encodes 269 amino acids. Lineage: Eukaryota; Fungi; Ascomycota; Pichiomycetes; Serinales; Debaryomycetaceae. Gene Ontology annotation, molecular function: phosphatidate phosphatase activity. The transcript has 2 exons. Gene Ontology annotation, biological process: phospholipid metabolic process.
AUGAGGCUGUGUGAUAUCUUGUUAAUAUUGGCAUUAAUUGGUACAACCAUCGGGAUUUGGCAUUUGAGUCCCUUUGAACGUCAGUUUAUUAUCUCAGAUCCAACCAUUAACCAUCCCUUUGCGGAACACGAAAGAGUCACCGUGGCUCAGUUGUUUAUCUACGCUGUAGUGGUACCCUUGGUGAUCAUCAUUAUAUUUGGGUUGAUAUGUUCAGACCCCAGACAUAGAUUCUAUAUCACUUAUUUGUCUGCUGUCGGACUCAUAGUGUCUUGCAUAGUCACCUCGGUCACCACAGACAUUUUAAAGAACUAUAUCGGUCGUCAACGUCCAGAUUUCAUUGCUAGAUGUCAACCUAAACUGGACGCUAAUACGACCGUCUGGGUGUACGCUAAAGAUGUUUGUACUCAAACAGAUAUGAACAAAUUGAAAGACGGUUUCAGGUCUACUCCCUCGGGCCAUUCUCUGAUCUCUUUCGCUGGAUUAUUCUACUUGACACUAUUCCUUUCCGGUCAAUUUUUGAUCUGGGAUCAAAUCGUGGGCGCUUGGAGAACAGUAUUGGCUGCUAUUCCAACAUUAGGAGCGUUGUUCAUUGCUAUCUCCAGAACUGAAGAUUAUAGACACCAUUUUGUUGAUGUUUGUAUUGGAGGAGUCAUCGGUAUUCUUAUUGCCUGUUGGAGUUACUACAGAGUGUUCCCACCAGUCUCUUCCGGUGUAGCCCACGUUCCUAGAAUCAUUUUGGCAGAACAACUCCAACUGGAGAAACGCGCUGAUGACGUUCGUGAUGGACUCUAUCAAAGUCUUGAAGUGUAA